AUGCAUUCAACCCCGGUCUCGUCCUAUUCUGCAUGUGCUGACCAUUCUUUUCCACAGCGGCCACAGGCUCCUGCAUCUGCCUCUGCGCACAAGGCUGCGACCCAAGCAUUCCUGGCUAGCCAAACCUCACACGGCAAUCUGUCAGCUUCUGCCGCGGCGGCCGCCCUACGGAGCAUGACCCCGACUCCAACGCAGGUCGAACAUGUCCAGACAAAACGUACAGUACAGAGACAAUCGUCUCUGGGGCCUGUGUCAGGAGCUGGUCGAGGGAGGUCAAGAGGCGGUCUACAGAGGCAAUCCAGUGCUGGUUCCAUGACCGAGAGGACCUUUAGGACCCCAUCCCCAUCACCCUCGAGGCCGGCGUCGCGAGCGAAACUUGUCGAGCAUCCUCCCCUUCCAAACAUCCCACAACAAUACGCGAGCAAUACAACGGUGCAAGGAAAGAAGAAGGUUCGCUCGGCUAGUCAGGGCCCGCCUCCCCCGCGCGUCCUGUCUCCGCCGUUGACGCGACCAGGGGCCAGAGGGCAGAGCCUGGAUCGAUCGCGACAGCCUGAGCAACCGACACAAGCGGCGAGAAAGAAGAAUCUGGCUCCGGUCAAUGAGAUCGAACGUACGGAUAGCAGUAAUUCUAUCAACUUCUCGAGGCCAUUGUCGCCACGGCCUCAGUCACCCGGCGGUCAAUCGUUAUCACUGUCAAAUGGUGAACAUGCGUCGGCAAGCCUGCUGACUAAAUCCAUAUCUCCAGCUAAAGCUGAGGAUAUCCAGUACGGCCUAUUAGAGACCGCCAAUCAUCCUGUGAAGAAAAAGAAGAAAAAGGCCGUUCCAGGGGCAGCCGAAGGCAGUCAUUUACAAGGCGGUACCAUGGCCAGUAGACCGGUGGUUACGCCUCUUGAACCUGGCCCGGAAGAAGAAUUCGAGGGUUCAGAGGAACAGCUGGCCCCAGUAAAAAAGAAGAAGAAGAAGAAGACCGUGGCCGUGGCCGUGGAACCGAGCGCACAACCUGCUCCGUCCGAUACAUCAUCUCGCGCCGACUCCGACUCCGAUUCAGGCGUUGCCGGCGCAAGGGAACGGCGGGCGAGUAGGGCCUCGGGAAUGUUGAUGAAGCAACCGUCGAUCGUGCGAGAAGACUGGGAAGGCGAACAGAACGAGGGCAUUAGUCCUAGGGGGAUUCAACAACCAUCAGAAGAUACCCUUGACUCUGUCAACGGCGGCCAAACCCCGCAGAGUAAACGCGCGGGCAAUGCAGCCAAUGUGUCCAGGAAGAUCGAAGAGCCAACGGUACCUCCCAAGACUGUAAAUCAGCUGGUAACCUCCAGUUCGAACAUGCAGGACGGGCGGGCAACAUCCCCUGACACAUCAGGUAACCUCCAGGUUGUUGACCGGAAACCUACAAGAGGCACUUCUCUCAGUCCUUCAAGAUCCACAAGGUUUUCAGACAGGCUGUCUUCCGACCUCGCAGCAGGCCAAAAGCACGAGCCGCCUCCGCGAUCAGUAUCCCCUGCCAAACCUGCACUCAAGCAUCAUUCCCCAGCGCCUGGGAGGUCUGUCAACGACCCCUAUGCUCGCGGCUCUAGUGUCACCCCGAGCGAGGCCUCGGACAUCUCUAGUAUUUCUGCCGACGGCACCUCAAGACGCAAGAAGUCGGCCAGGGUCAGCUUCGACUCGCAACCAGAAAUCGUCGGCGCCGCUCCUACCGCUGCUAGUUGGGUGCCUGUGGGGAGAAACAAACCAGCCCUCAACACAAUCACCUCCAAUGAUGACAUGGACGACUUGAUGAAGCCGCGACCUCAACUUCCCUCAUUUGGCAGUAUUCGAGGUCAGAAUCCCCCCGACACGAACGAGCAAACUGCUGCAUCGGUUCUGAGGUCGUCAGCAAGCCCUACUGGGUCGGACAACAACGCAUACGAAACAAAAGGUGUGUCCAGCGACCAUGCAGUCGGCGCAAUACUGGCCCAACAGGCUCAAGAAUCUUCACAUGCUCAGUUCAAACCGCAGUCAGUCGAGCCCCUGCCUCCUCAAGUCACCUCCGUCGAGGGUCAGGUCUCCUUCUCUGAGUCAGAAAGUGAAAGUUCAGAAGACGAGGAGACGUCCAGCAGCGGUGUAUCGCCUGAAAAGGACGAGGCCCCGAGACAUACAGAGCAUAACGAUGAGCAGUCGUCAGCUGUCGUUCAGCAACCAACGUCGACUGCUCAGUCAGCUCCUCAAUCAGAGCUGCCAACCUUAUCUCUCUCUCCGCCCACGCCUGCCCUGGAACAAGGCAGAUCGGAUGAUGACUGGGUCGUCGAUGUGCCAGGCGGCUUUCCGGACUACAAUGAAACCACUGCUUCGUCUGAAGCUUCCAAAGGGAAGGCGCCGAGUGGCGCCGAGAAUGCUACGGCUUCUACAGGUCUUGGCGUAGAUUCAACCAGUGAUGAAUCGGCAUCGGACAAUGACAGUAUCUACAGCGAUGCAGCAGAAGAUCCUUCCGAGCUGGAUGGAACUGGUUUCGGUUCCAUUGAUGCUAUUGUCGACAGUCCUAUUGUUUCGCGGCCAACCGCAUUGGCUACUAUACCGGAGAGUCCGCCAGCCCGCACUGCAGAUCUCCAACCUCCCGAACCAGUACGCACAGCAUCUUGGGAAGAGGCACAGGCACGAUGGACCCAUAUACUGGAGCAAACCCGACAAGGUCCACCCUCGGGCGCACCUGUUUACAACCAGGUUACACAACAGCAAGGCCGCCAGGAAUUUUCGCAACAACCGGCCAAACCACAGGUCUCUGAGCCUCGAAGAAAAAAGAAGACCCAGGCUGCCAUUGCUGCUGCUGCAUCGGCCCCUGGCAUGGCCGCUGCUGGUCAAUCGCCAACAGUAUCUCCAGCACGAAGGAGGAAGAAGCAAGCAGCCGCCCAUUCGGCGGUUGAUCAACCCAACUCUGCAGCCGCGGCAGCGGCUGCUGCUGCACCCUACAGGCAGUCUAUGAGGGCCAGUCCAGCUCCAGAACCCGAGGCAGGAUUUCGUAAGUCUAUGCGGAGCCCCAAUCAUCAUUUCGCACCAGAUUCAGCGCCGAGACCACAGCAACGACGGCCACCACAGGCGGCAUCGUCUGGCAUGGCACAACAACCUCGCGGGGCGCUGCAAAAGAAGCACAUACCUGCGGCAGCAGCAACAGUAACGCCAGCCACAGCUUUGGCGCAACGGCUACCGCCCGUUCCGGUAGCCAUGACCAACGACAGUGACUCGGAUAGCUCGUUCCGAAAGCGAAGACGACGUAGAGCAGUCACGGAGAGUCAGCAUACUAUGCGGAGGAGCAUGCGAGGUGCUACCGACCCAACGAUGCGAGACAAUGGUCGCAGCCAAAUCCGUUCUCUUUCGCCGGAAGGCCGUCGACCAUUCUCCGCUGGUGGCUCGCGAACUACCAUGAGAACGUCAAUGAGGGGAUCCAUGGACAGUGGCGUGCCAUCCCUUCGCCCCUCGAUCGAGACUAAGCGGCCGUCUUCGUUGUUUGGGCGAGGACAGAAAAGUCCGCAACUCGUCCCUCUUGCAGGACCUACGCAGAAGCACCGAUCGCGAACCGCGGAUUCCGACGAUGAGGACGACGUCCCACGGAUGAGCAAGUUCCGCUCAAGGUUUGGAGACGACAGUGACGAUGAGCCCGACACGACGCGGUUCACACCUGUUCGAGGCAUUCCCCGUCGGGGAAAUGAUAGCGAUUCCACCGAUCUGGAAGACAGCUCAGAGGACGAGAAGCGGCCCGCCCAAGCUCCCCUCAGACUCCAGAUCCCCUCGAACGGCGCCCCAGUACCUGGCGAAGAGCCCUUAUCUCCAAAUACUGAGAAGAAACGUGGUUUGUUUGGGAUGUUCCGUGGCAAGAAGCACAAGGACGACGCAUCCUCGAUUGUAGCCGAUUCUCCUCCACGAGCCCCUAAGAUGGAUGCAAGCAAGCCAUCACAGUUGGGGUUCGCAUCUGCGGCGGAGCGCGAUCGCAUUAUCGAACAGACGCGGGCCAAGCUUGAGGCGGCCAAAGACCAGGAUCUCACCCAGUCGCCACAAACACAUGGCAAAUUGCAACGUCGACAUCAAGCUCACAGAAUGAUGAGCGACUCUUGGCCUCUACCUCCCAACCUACCGGCCGACAGCGGAAAGAUUCGUCCUAGCACCUCGGACGGGGCCCCUUUCCGAAAUGGAUCGGCCAGGCUUAAUCAAGGGAGUAUGAGAGCGAAAGAGCCACUACCACCAAUUGGGAGGAGCGGAAAGAAGAAGAAGUUCCCCAUGUUGCGCAAGGCCUUUGGGCUGAAAGAUUAG
Molecule: messenger RNA, 4278 nt
Organism: Capronia coronata CBS 617.96
Lineage: Eukaryota; Fungi; Ascomycota; Eurotiomycetes; Chaetothyriales; Herpotrichiellaceae
Exons: 1
Coding region: 1-4278 (1425 amino acids)
Source: RefSeq, a predicted model, not a curated record